This is a messenger RNA of Betta splendens (Siamese fighting fish), 3732 nucleotides long. It is a transcript of the gene chst7, whose product is annotated as carbohydrate (N-acetylglucosamine 6-O) sulfotransferase 7. Gene Ontology annotation, cellular component: Golgi membrane. Gene Ontology annotation, molecular function: N-acetylglucosamine 6-O-sulfotransferase activity; chondroitin 6-sulfotransferase activity. The record is from RefSeq and is a predicted model, not a curated record. Gene Ontology annotation, biological process: carbohydrate metabolic process; N-acetylglucosamine metabolic process. NCBI's taxonomy places the organism in Eukaryota, Metazoa, Chordata, Actinopteri, Anabantiformes, Osphronemidae. The transcript is spliced from 2 exons. Bases 327 to 1607 code for a protein of 426 amino acids.
UUACAGGUUCUUUGAGGGGGGGGGGGUCUGUUUAACGGUACUUCUCUAUGUUCGACGUCCCACGGGCGCAGUUCUGUGCCUCUUUUUGAACCAGUAACGAACGCCACUUACUCUGUAAUCGUUUUCUUAUGGAAUUUGUAAUGCUUUUGAGACAUGAGUUAGUUUGUCGGAGGGAGAAGAACCAGCAAGUUUACGUUCGACGGGGCGUGGCUAGAACCGAACGCUCUCAUACGGACUCUUAACUUAACGGUGGAGAGGACGGUUCCUCACAAACCUCAGCACGGAGCCUCGGACGAAGCUAUCCAGCCCCUCCACCGCGAAAGGAAAUGAAGAGGAGGCUGCACAAGAAGUACCUUUUUGUGAUUCUGGUCUACUCUGGGUUACUUUUGCUAAUCCCGUAUAUGCUAGACUACGGGGAUAAAAGCUUUCAACAGGCGAAGCAGGGAUUUACGCAGCAGCAGCCCAGAUGUCCGAAACUGGAGCACACGGUGGCUCUGCUGUGGGAUAACGAGGGCAAAAUCAACGGCAGCGACACGCGGGGCUUCGCCGUCAACCGGAGCCAGCCUCGCGUAAACAUCUACCUCCACGCGACCUGGAGAACGGGCUCGUCGUUUCUGGGAGAGCUGUUCAACCAGCACGCCGAUGUUUUCUACUUGUACGAGCCGAUGUGGCACAUAUGGCAGGCGCUGUACCCGGGGGACGGGGAGAGUCUGCAGGGCGCCGUGCGGGACAUGCUGAACGCCCUGUACCGCUGCGACUUCUCCGUCCUCAAACUUUACGCGGACUCGCAGAACCUCACGACGUCCUUCAUCUUUGGCUGGAAGAUGAACACGGUGAUUUGCUCCGAGCCGCUGUGCCAGGGGCGCAAGCGGGUCGAAAUUGGACUGGUGGACGAGGAGCGGUGCUCGAAGUGUCCACGGAGGGACAUCAGGGAGCUGGAGCGAGAGUGUAAAAAGUACCCGGUGAUGGUGAUCAAAGGAGUGCGCGUUCUGGACCUGAGCACGAUGGUUCCCCUUAUAAAAGACCCGGCGAUAAACCUUAAGAUCAUUCAGCUCUUCAGGGACCCGAGGGCCGUGCACAACUCGCGCCUGAAGUCCAGAGCGGCCCUGGUGAGGGAGAGCAUCCAGGUCCUGAGGAGCAAGAAGGAGGGCGACAAGUACAAGCGCCUGCUCGCUCCGAACAACCGGAUGAACCGCGCGGAGACCUACGUCUCCAGCGCCAUGGAGGUCAUCUGUGACAACUGGCUCAGUGACAUCAUGCUGGUGGUGAACUCUCCCCCCUGGCUGAGGAGGAACUACCUCCGCCUUCGCUACGAGGACCUGGUUCUGCAGCCGCUGGAUGUGCUCCAGAGCCUCCUGCACUACUCCAACCUGUCCAGCUUCCACGCCCUGGAGAGGUUUGCCGUGAACAUGACGCACGGCCGGGGCUACUCCUCAGACAAGCCGUUUCUGGUGUCCUCCAGGGAUGCGAAAGAAGCCAUUUAUGCCUGGAGAGAGCGGCUCAGCGUGGGGCAGAUCAAUCAGGUGGAAGCCUACUGUAGUGAAGUCAUGAAACACCUGGGGUAUCUGAAGAACAGCACUGAGAAAAAGCUUAAGGUUGCAUCGUGACGGAGCCAGGGGUAAAGGAGCCUGAUAUUCGAGUCUCAUGGCAAAAGGUGGAACAAGCGACUGGAAUGUGGGCCACUGGGAACUGGGAAGCGCGACCCCACGGCUGUUGUUGCUCGGCCGGCCCGAGUCAACAGUGGAGGAGCAGCAGCCAGUCACAAGGAAGAAGGCAGCUUAUUUUUACACAUCACCUGUGUUACACCAGCAGGGGCUGAGCACACGGAGGAAUGUGGGGAGGGGGAAGACACAAAAAGAGCAGGCUUGAGCUGCCGUUACACUGGGCAGACUCUAUAGUUCUGUCCUUUUAUCAGCACUAAUCUAUCCCUAAAUCCCCUGCAGCCGAGCGCCAUAAAAAGCCAGAGACGAGUCCUCUGGAGGCAACUGCCUGCGUCCACGGUGGCAACACUGGCUUCACGCUCUCCUGCAAGACUUCUCAUCUCACCACUGAGCAUGGUGGUGGGCUCAAAUAUUAAUUCUGCCUAACUGCAGUUGGCUCAUUAACAGUGAUCUCAUAGAGCUUAGUGUUCUUUUACAGCGGGCCGACUUAAGAAUCAUUCCAGCCGCUCAGGACGCCGUACAGCUGCAGCACCCCACUGACAAAACUCUCCUGUGGGUGUGAAGUCUUCUAUGGACGCGCGUCUGUCCUCCGACAGCGCACUCUUUGUUAAUGUGUUCAUAACAGAUGGUACAAAUUCUCACUUUGUAUGGUUUUUGUUUUUUCUAAAUGUUACACAUUUGUGAUCCCCCUUGUCCGGUGUUGAGGAGGGGACGUAGUGUUCUUUGGCAUUAAGAUGUUCAAUUUUAAGUUGGUUUAGUUGUUUUAAAUAAAGUAUGUGAGAAAGUUCUGUUGAGGAAUUAACUACUAGUUCAACUGAUUAAAAAAACAAACUUAAUCAAAGGUGAUGUGAUUAUUGUGUAAAGCAACGCUGACAGGUUUGAUUUUUUUUGUUGAUUUAAUUUUACAUAAAUUCAUACUUACUGUGAAUAUCUGAUUUAGGUGUGGGUCAAAUUCAAGGGGUUAAUCAUCAUAAUAGGCUCAAUAAGAUCAAAGAUUAUUAUUAUUAUUAUAAUUUAUUUUUAUUUGGGUUUAUUGUUUAUCUAAACCUAAACAGAACCAUUUUCUUUGCAGUGUGACAAGCUCACAUAUGGCGGUAUCCUUUAAUGAACCUAACUUGCUUGGUUGUCAGCAGAUAGAAUGUCACACUGCUGCACGCACACACUCUCCGAUCUCACACAGUAUGUGCAUUUUGUCAGGUCACAUGCUGGGAGCAAUGAAACACGUUGAUAAAAAUGCAGGUAAUGCUAUUGUUUGGAAUACAAAUAGAUAUUUUUAUUAACAUAUCAUCAUGCAAAUUGCGGUGAGUGGGACGUUGCAAGUCGUUUGCCACUAUAAACAACAGGUGCACACGCAGACAACUGGGCUACAUAUUAUAGUUCUCAGCUAUGGAGAGCAUGUAAAUAUAGCUGGAGGGACAUGGAGGGAGCAUCCAGACUGGUUAUGUAAGCGUGCUCCGCUUAAGUGAAAGUUUGCUCAUUCAUUUUCCCCAACCAGCAAACACGUCGUCCAUCGUCUUAUUGUCAAAAACACUGUCUCCAGAUGGUUUAUCCUGGACACAGCGACAAAUGCAACGUCCAGUUCCGUCUUCUGCUGCAUUUAUUAGUAGAUACAACAUGAACUGUUGGAAAAUCCUCCAAAAAUAUGAUUGUAGGAAGGGAAAAGGAAAAACGUUUCAAGUUCCACAUCCCAGAGAUAAUUCUAUAUGAAGGUGUGCGCUUGUCAGUCAUAUCACGGAUGAUGUGACCAUACAGUGAGAAAAAAUCAUUCAAUAGGUUUAUAUAGAUGCUCUAUAUGAAAACAAGCAUCCACAUCGGUUUAUUUUAGGAGAGCACAGAUUUGUUUGAACUUAAAUGACCCACGGUUCCUAAUUGACUAGAUUGACUAGUUCCCCCCCAGCAUAAUUUGUGGCCCGCCUCUACAUUUGUUUAGCCAGCGUGAUGAGGGAAACACCCCAAACCAGUGAUGAACUGCCUGACUUCAUAGUUGCAUUGUAAUUAAGAUGCUCUGUAAAUUACUCCCUGUUAGUAGAGAGUGUUUUUUGUGGUAACGUCUAAUAAACAGUGGACGGAG